Messenger RNA from Gavialis gangeticus (Gharial), 1061 nucleotides. It is a transcript of the gene LMO4, whose product is annotated as LIM domain only 4. The transcript is spliced from 5 exons. The record is from RefSeq and is a predicted model, not a curated record. Lineage: Eukaryota; Metazoa; Chordata; Crocodylia; Gavialidae. The coding region runs from base 325 to 822 and encodes 165 amino acids.
AGAGGCCGGGGGCGGGGGGAAGCGAUACAAAGUGAAGCCCUAUUGCCAAACUUGCCCGGCGAUUGCGGCGGCGGCGGCGGGAGGGACUGAGCUCUGCAGCUCCCCGCCGGGGAAGCGGGCGCCGGAGGAAGGACUCAGCCUAGAGCCCGGGUUUUGCAGCCGGGGCCGCCGCUCCGUGGGGCGGGGGCCGCCGACAGCCGGGCGGGAGCGAGCAUUGUGUUGGCUUCUUUGCAAGAAAACCUCCCGCCACCCCCUCUCGCCACAGCCUCCGAUCCAGCGCGACGCUGCUGCUCGGCCUCUUGCACCAUAGAGGGGAAGCAGGCCAUGGUGAACCCCGGCAGCAGCUCGCAGCCUCCCCCGGUCACCGCGGGCUCCCUCUCGUGGAAGAGAUGCGCAGGCUGCGGGGGGAAGAUCGCGGACCGCUUCUUGCUCUACGCCAUGGACAGCUACUGGCACAGCCGGUGCCUGAAGUGCUCCUGCUGCCAGGCGCAGCUGGGUGACAUCGGCACGUCCUGCUACACCAAGAGUGGCAUGAUCCUGUGCAGAAACGACUACAUCAGGUUAUUUGGAAAUAGUGGUGCUUGCAGUGCUUGUGGACAGUCCAUUCCUGCUAGUGAGCUGGUCAUGAGGGCACAAGGCAAUGUCUAUCAUCUUAAGUGUUUUACGUGCUCUACCUGCCGGAAUCGCCUGGUCCCAGGAGACCGGUUUCACUACAUCAAUGGCAGUUUAUUUUGUGAACAUGAUAGACCUACAGCUCUCAUCAAUGGCCAUUUGAAUUCACUUCAGAGCAAUCCACUACUGCCAGACCAGAAGGUCUGCUAAAAGGUCAGAGUAAUGCAGAAUGUGUGCCUUCAUCUCAAAUUUUGUUCAUCACAGAUGGAUCCCAUGUCUCCAGUAGACAAGUCACCUUUGUAGCUAGCAUCAAUGCCAGCUCCAUGCCAUUGCACCUUUAUUCUUGAUUGCCCUUUCCACAUUUAUUGGUGUAUUAAAAUGACUGAAUAUGAACAUUAAGGACUCCAUGAACCUGGGCUAAUAGGAGACCGUAGAGAAAAUGAAAAAAA